Messenger RNA from Vanderwaltozyma polyspora DSM 70294, 933 nucleotides. It is a transcript of the gene PHB2, whose product is annotated as prohibitin subunit PHB2. Gene Ontology annotation, cellular component: mitochondrion; membrane. Lineage: Eukaryota; Fungi; Ascomycota; Saccharomycetes; Saccharomycetales; Saccharomycetaceae. The transcript has a single exon. Bases 1 to 933 code for a protein of 310 amino acids. The record is from RefSeq and is a predicted model, not a curated record. Gene Ontology annotation, biological process: mitochondrion organization.
AUGAGUAGAAAUCCAGGUGACUUUCAAAAAUUUGCAAAGGCUUUUCAACAGCAGUUAUCUAGAGUCCAACAAGCUAACCGUGGUGGUUCUGGUGGACGUGGUGGUGCUCCUAAUGGUGCAUUUGCAGGGUUAGGUGGGUUGCUUUUAUUAGGUGGUGGUGCUUUAUUUUUCAAUUCUGCUUUAUUUAAUGUCGAUGGUGGUCAUAGAGCUAUUGUUUAUUCACGUAUUGGUGGUGUUUCUUCAAAAAUAUAUAAUGAAGGUACUCAUUUUGUGUUGCCUUGGUUGGAAACUCCUGUUGUCUAUGAUGUGAGAGCUAAACCUCGUAAUGUGGCCUCUCUGACAGGUACCAAGGACUUACAAAUGGUGAACAUUACUUGCAGAGUGUUGUCUAGACCUGAUGUUUCUCAGUUACCUACUAUUUACCGUACUUUGGGUCAAGACUAUGACGAAAGGGUCUUGCCUUCAAUUGUCAAUGAGGUUUUGAAAGCCGUAGUAGCACAAUUCAAUGCUUCUCAAUUAAUUACGCAAAGAGAAAAAGUUUCGAGAUUAAUUCGUGAAAACUUGGUCAAUCGUGCUGGUAGGUUCAACUUGAUACUAGACGAUGUCUCAAUUACCUAUAUGACAUUUUCUCCAGAGUUCACUAAUGCUGUUGAAGCUAAACAAAUUGCUCAACAAGAUGCUCAAAGAGCUGCAUUUGUUGUAGAUAAGGCUAAACAAGAGAAGCAAGGUAUGGUCGUCAAGGCACAGGGUGAAGCUAAAUCUGCUGAAUUGAUUGGUGAAGCCAUUAAGAAAUCUAAGGAUUAUGUGGAAUUAAAGAGAUUGGACACUGCCAGAGAAAUUGCUGAUAUCUUGGCCAAAUCUCCAAACAGGGUCGUCUUAGAUAACGAAUCUUUGUUAUUGAACACAUUGUCUGAUACUAGAAACAGAAAAUAA